This is a messenger RNA of Marchantia polymorpha subsp. ruderalis, 2472 nucleotides long. Lineage: Eukaryota; Viridiplantae; Streptophyta; Marchantiopsida; Marchantiales; Marchantiaceae. The record is from the annotation of a GenBank genome assembly.
CUAUAGCUGACCCAGAGGCUAAUGAAAUCAGGCACCAUAAAUCUCAGGUGAAGAAAUUGUUAAGGAAUUAGACAAAAAGGAAAUCAGAGUAGAAGGCUAUCGCUCUGGACUCGGUCGAUGGUGCAUACCAGGGAAACGUUUCUCGAAAUACGGUAUUCUUAGUUCGAUACUAUACAGCAAAUUUGGCAGUUCCGUGAAUAUCAUGCCACCCGGAAGGACAUGUACCGCCUCUUGGAUGGUUCGAUCGAUGCGCCUAAGCUGGGCCGGAAUGGGUCCAUUCUUAUUAAUGACAGUAUCCAUCUCGUGGAUCUUUCUUAUAAGAUAUGAAGGGAGCAGCAUCGAGAUUCCUAUCUGGAUCCCGGAAUAGAUAAUUCUCUUGUAAAGCCCCGACGUGAGAAUGGCAAAUCUUCAUGGCAAAUCCACAAUGCGGGGCAAGUCGCGAACACGAGAUUACAUUCAGAUUCCGAGGCAGGGUUCGCGUUCGGGUUUGCGUUUGCGGGCCGAGUUCCCUUCGUCUGAUCCGGAGCAGCCGGUGCGGGACACGGGGAUUUAAAAUGAUGACUAGAGUUCGAGGCCGAAUUUUGUCGGGAUCGACUGCAAGUUCAGGACGGGCAGCGAGGCCGAAAAUGUUGGGGGAUAUAUAAAUAUAUAAAUAUAUAAAUAUAAAUAUGUAUAGAGGGAAAGGCUGUCAAUACAGGGGCGUCGGAUAAAGAAAAAACAGAGAGCUGCCUCCGAUUGCGGGCGGAAGAAGUGGGGCCGAAUAUGGGCGGGCCAGAAGUUUGGAUUCUUGUUCGCGAUUCGGUUUGGCGGCGACCCAUUACGUUCGAAUUGAACAUUCGUCGUGUCGGUCGGACGCGACAAAGCUGCGUGGAGCUCUUUCCGUGCACAGAGAUGCGUCUGGUGCUCCAUGCCCCCAGGAGGACCAGUGGUCCUGCUCCGGACACGGGCCUGUGCCGGAUCGGUCCCAUCGGGAAAUCUGCCCGUCGCCACCUCGUCAUCGGAAAACCUGCCCGUCGCCACCACGGCGAUGCCGAGCCUCGUUACGGGAAAACUGUAGCUCCGGGUGUUCAGAACUACGACUACGGAACGGGAAGGGAAGGGAAGGGGAGGGACGGAUCGACAUUCGUUUGCCACUACCGUGACGAAGAUUAUGGCCCAGAGCUACGAUGCGUGUACAACAUUCGAUUGGGAUCAUCAUUGAGAAUGUAAGGGCUCUUGAUCUCGGCGAUACCGUGAGUAUGUGCGCAAAAUAAAAUCCGCAGUCCGUAGUGGCAACUUCCAUCAUCCACGAUCGAGGUCUUUGAUUCAGACGCAGCUGCUGCUGCUACUGUGCCGGCCAGGGACGGCGAGAGACGAAGGGUGGGAAUGUUGCAUUUACACACAUCCUGCGCCUACAGUCCUCCGGCACCCGCAUACUUCGGCUUUAUGUUUGUGGAAGAUUUGAGGCUCAGAUGCAUCAGUGUUCAAGGAGUUCCGGCUUCCGGAGGCAGGACGCAUCUCUGAGCCUUUCCGGGUCUGUGGGUCGAAGGACCAGCCGGACCAUGACAGCAACUGAAUUUGGUAGAUCUGUUCUAUGGUAAGAGGGUACCCACGAUCAAAUCGAGCCCUCCUCCUUUCUCCGCGCACUUGCAGAGUUGAGGACGGCAGAGAAUGUUGCAAUCAGGACUAUACGCACAAUAGUGGAUCACAAGUUUCUAUGUGAGGCCAUUCCUAGUUGCAGUCAAAGAGCCUCAAGAGGAGUUAUGGGAGAGGAGAAUAUUCAGAGAUUCGUGUCGAGGUUUUGCGUCUUAUGGAUUGAAUGACUGCAAGUUGGAGUACCCACGUUGCAAUCCAUUUAUUCAUUCCGGCCUUGGACAGGUCAUCGAUAUGGGACAAGAGUUUGAUGUGAGUGUCACUCUGUGUGCAGUGGGCAGCAAUGUUCCCCUCGGUGCUCGUUUGGCUCUCUCACAUUGGACCCAUCUCUGGUUAGUUAGUUAGUGAACGCAAACCAAGAUGAGAACAACAGAUACAUGAUCAUGCAUGAUAGAACGCAUUCACUUGCUUUGACGCAUUGCCAACUUUUUGAGAUUGAAUAGGAAUAUGCAAUAAAUCCUCGAACUGUACACGUCAGGUUGAUGAACGAGAGAUUUAGUCUAACUGGAGCAGAAGUCAAGGGCUCCAAAGAUCGAUUCUCAUUAUGAGGGUGUGGAACUGAUAGCAGCACAUGUUUACAGUGCAAAACACGACACAUGGAUUCAGUUGUUGGUAUGCCAUCUUGCAACCAUUAGAGGAUGAAGGUAUGAGUCUUUAUGCAAACGAUCGCAAGUCUUCCUUGUGACUUGUGAUCCGCCUCUUUCGCUUUAUGAAAUUGCCCCACCCUCGACAACUCCCCAAGUGGUUUGCCUCGUGAUCCUACACCUGAAUAAUAGAGCUAAUGUUAAUCACUGGACUCGAAGCUCUUGAGUUGCACUAGAUUGCCUGGACUCUCUUCUG